GAGCCUCACCGUGAAGCACAGCUCUGCAGCGCUGCUCGGGGGGCUCAUGUGAGACUGGGCGUUGAAGGAUUUCCUCUCUGGUCACAAAUCUAUGUCAGUGCAAGAUUAUGGACUUUGGGUCACAGACGCGUUUAUCCUGAGCUUUUGGAACGCCGAAAUAUAAAGAAAGAACAAAUGGCACCAGUUCAUUGGCUCUGUUAGCUGUUCUUUCUGCAACAGGUCAAGACUCAGCGUGCUCGGACUAGGAACUGCGCAGGGCUGGGAAGGGACGACAACGGGCAAGAGGAUCAACACUGUGUAGAUGCCCUCCCUGCUGCUUAUGGCCUGUAUUCUGCAGACAUGUCUGGCACUAUUUCCAGUCCUGCUUCACAUGUUGGACAGGUCCCUGAGGUCAAUCCUGUGGCUGGACUCCUCACUAAAGAGGAAACUAGCGCCACCACAUGUUUAACUGUCCACCUGUACCACAUAGGAAAGAGAGAGGGAGACAAAGCAGAGGACAACAACGGAAGCAAGCUAUCAUUUCCAGCUGGAGAGUAUGCAGCAGAGGAGCUGUGUGUUAUUGCAGCAAAAGCCUGUGGUAUUGCCCCAGUGCAUUGUAGCCUGUUCAGCCUGAUGAGAGAAAGUGAAUGCAUUUGGUUUCCCCCUAAUCAUGUCUUUAAAGUUCACCCAUUGGCCAUAGAAUACUUGCAUUUCAGAAUUAGAUACUAUUUUCCAGGUUGGUUCAACACUGGGAAACCCUCCUAUGCACAUCGCUAUGGUGUCUGCAAAGGCUCUGAGAGUCCUGUCAUGGAUGACACAGUCAUGGCAUAUAAUUUUUUUCAGUGGCGCAGUGAUUAUCUGACCGGCCGGGUACAUGUGCCUGUGAGCCACGAGGCCCAGGAGGAGUGUCUGGGCAUGGCCGUGCUGGAUAUGAUGAGACUUGCUAAAGAGAGUGACCAAUCACCAGUAGACAUCUACAACUAUAACAGCUACAAAUCCUUCCUCCCCAGCUGCAUAAGAAAGCGUAUUCAGGAGUACAACAUCUUGACUCGAAAGAGAAUCCGCUAUCGCUUCCGGAGGUUCAUCCAUCAGUUCAGUGAGUGCAAGGCCACGCUCUGUAAUCUCAAACUCAAAUACCUGAUGAGCCUGGAGAUGCUGCUGCCUUCUCUCUACACUGAGUGCUUCACUGUUUCUGAUAUCUCUGCCAAUCAAGUCACCAUAGUCAUCAUGGGCAACAAGGGCAUCCAGUGGUCAAAACUGAAAGACGCCGAGGGUUCAGAUGAGGAGCUACAAACAUAUUGUGACUUCCCGGAGGUGAUUGACAUUAGUAUCAAACAGGCAAAUAAAGAAGGCUCUGCAGAAAGUCGCAUAGUCACCCUCACCAGACAAGACAGCCAGACUCUUGAGUUAGAGUUUCACUCGCUGUCAGAGGCCCUCUCAUUUGUGUCAUUAGUCGAUGGGUAUUACAGGCUGGUGACAGACGCCCAUCAUUAUCUGUGUAAAGAAGUGGCUCCCCCCAGACUUCUUGAAUGCAUUCAAAGCUACUGCCAUGGCCCUGUUUCAAUGGAGUUUACAGUCAGUAAGCUACGUCAGAGUGGGAAUCACCAAGGCUUAUACAUCUUACGGUGUAGUCCCAGAGACUAUGAUAAAUUCUUUAUGUCAUUUGUGGUUGGGUAUGACUCAAAGGUGGACUAUAAGCAUUGCCAGAUAGUGAAGACAGAGGUAGGGGAGUAUACUCUGAGUGGUGCCAAGAGAAGCUUUGGAUCACUGAAGGAGCUUUUAAACUGCUACCAAAAGGAGGCGCUUCGCACAGACGGAUAUAACUUUCAGCUCACAAAAUGCUGUGCACCAAGCCCUAAAGAUAAGUCCAAUUUACUGGUGUGUAGAAACAGCCAAGGAGCUGAUGUUCCACUGUCUCCAUCGCUACAAAAACACAACAUCAGCCAGAUGGUCUUUCACAAGAUCCGAAGAGAAGACCUUGACAUUAGCAAGAGCCUGGGCCAAGGGACUUUCACCAAGAUUUUCUGUGGAGUUCGUAAGGAGCUGGGAGACUAUGGAGAGGUUCAUAAAAUAGACGUUGUUAUUAAGAUAUUGGAUAAGGCUCAACGCAACUACUCAGAGUCAUUCUAUGAAGCAGCCAGUAUGAUGAGCCAAUUGUCCCAUAAGCAUCUUCUCCUCAUUUAUGGUGUGUGCGUUUGCGGGGAUGAAAACAUGAUGGUGCAGGAGUAUGGAAAGUUUGGCUCAUUGGAUAUCUACUUGAAAAAGAAUAAAAGUAGUGUGAAUAUUACCUGGAAGCUAGAGGUUGCCAAACAGUUGGCCUGGGCCAUGCACUAUCUGGAGAACAAAAGCCUCAUACAUGGAAAUGUUUGUGCUAAAAAUGUCCUCUUGAUCCGAGAAGAGGAUCGGAAAUCGGGCAGUCUUCCUUUCAUCAAGCUGUCUGACCCUGGCAUCAGCAUCACAGUCCUGGCCAAAGAAGUCUUAGUGGAACGUAUCCCAUGGGUGCCUCCAGAAUGCAUUGAAAACGCCCAGAAUCUCAGUUUGGCCACAGACAAGUGGGCAUUUGGGACAACUCUGUGGGAAAUAUGCAGUGGUGGGGAAAAACCUCUGAGCACUUUAGACAGCUUCAAGAAAAACCUGUUUUAUGAAGACAGACAUCAGUUGCCUGCUCCAAAGUGGACAGAACUGGCCAAUCUCAUUAACAACUGCAUGGACUAUGAACCAUCGCAUAGGCCAUCCUUCAAGGCAGUGAUCAGAGACCUCAACUCUCUCUUUACCCCAGACUAUGAGCUGCUGGUGGAGAGUGACAUGGUGCCCAAUAGGACUCGAGUAUUUGGCUUUCCUUGGACUUACGACAACCAGGAACCUGCCCAGUUUGAAGAAAGGCACCUUAUUUUUCUCAAGCAGUUGGGCAAAGGGAAUUUUGGCAGUGUGGAGAUGUGCCGGUAUGACCCGUUACAGGACAGCACAGGGGAAGUGGUAGCAGUGAAAAAACUGCAACACAGCACAGCAGAACACCUGCGUGACUUUGAGCGGGAGAUCGACAUACUAAAGUCCCUCCAGCAUGAGAAUAUUGUCAAAUACAAAGGCGUCUGUUACAGUGCAGGUCGAAGAAAUCUGCGGCUUAUUAUGGAAUAUCUCCCUUAUGGAAGCCUGAGAGAUUACCUUAUUAAAAACAAAGACCACAUUGAUACCAGCAAACUUCUGCACUAUGCCUCUCAAAUUUGCAAGGGUAUGGACUACCUAGCCAUGAAGCGCUACAUCCACAGAGAUUUGGCAACCCGAAAUAUCCUGGUUGAGAGCGAGAUGAGAGUGAAGAUAGGUGAUUUUGGACUCACAAAAAUGUUGCCACAAGACAAAGAGUACUACACUGUCAGAGAACCUGGUGAAAGUCCCAUUUUCUGGUAUGCGCCAGAAUCACUGACACAAAGCAAGUUUUCUGUGGCGUCAGACGUGUGGAGCUUUGGUGUAGUUCUCUAUGAACUUUUUACCUACAGUGACAAGAACUGCAGUCCCCCAGCGGUAUUCAUGGAGAAAAUGGGAAAAGAAAAGCAGGGCCAGAUGAUUGUGUACCAUUUAAUAGAUUUGCUGAAUAAGGACUUCAGACUGCCAGCUCCAGAAAAUUGCCCCAAAGAGAUUCACAAAAUGAUGAUAGAGUGCUGGAGCAGUGACCCUACAAAGCGGCCUACAUUUAAGACUUUAAUGCACAAUGUAGAAAGUAUAAGAGACAGCAAUAAUCAUUGACGGACCUUUGGCCUUUAAGUGUGGAGAGCCUCGAGUCAAUUCGGACUUUGUGAAUGUCACUGAUUGGCCAGUUGAAGCAUUCGAGGAAACAGGUGUCAAAAGUGGUAUGGCUUGACUAAGUAUUAUAUUACUUCAUUGUCUGACAAAUGAAAUAAGUAAGUGUGCUCAAAUAAUAUGGGUAAACCACAAACAUCAUAAUAGAUAUAUUUUAGUAGUUAUCUUGUCUAUAUUUUCUUAAAAAUAAAAAUAAAAAACUACCCAGCUCAGAACCUACAACAAGGAUGUCCUUAUGGUGCUUUGGUCAAUGUGAAUAUGUUAGAUAAAAGAAAACAAUGUUACACUGUUACUGAAUUCAUGGUUUCAGUUAAAUUUUAUUGGCAACAUUUUGAGGACUUUUCACCAUUCAAAAAUAGGAUAUUUUGUGUUCAAUUGCUAAUUGCUUUCUGAAACCCAUAUUGAAAUGUAAUUUGACUGUACCUUUAUGUAUUGUUGUGGUAUGUGAAGUAAAUGUGAUGUGAUUUGAAGAGUGUCCGCAAAACAGUAGUGCAAAAAGUAAAUUAUUAUUAGUGGUUAUUGCCAUUUAAAUAACAUGGUAACUUGUUUGGGUUUUUUUUUGUUUUUUUUCUUUUAUAUCAAACAUUAGGCCAGUGGGAUUUCAGACACAAAUUAGUGAAUGUCUGGCACAUUUUUUGGGAAAAAAUUGAAGUUAAACCUAUUAAAAAGGGGCUGUAAAUAGAUAUAUGCUAUAAUGCUAAUAAAUAUGUGCUAUAUAUUCAUUCAGGGUCAUAAUGGUAUAUGUUAGUAUGAAGCAUAUGCUCAUUGCUUAAAAUAUCUUGAAAAACAUGCACUAUUACUCUCCACAGAUCUGAACUGGAACUUGGCCUGAUGACAGCACUUGCUUGUUUUCAUGAAUAUGGAUAAGUUUAAUAUCAUAAUGUGGAUCGGUCUGGGCAAAUUAUAACAUCUCUAUGGAGACGAGCAUCAGACCCUCCACCAGAAAAGUUACGCAGUGCACCUUAAAGUGAUUUUUUUCUUGUCAACUUAUUCUUUUCUUUUCACCUUAUUGUCAGUUGACUGUUGUGCGGUUAAUUUAAGAAUGUUUUGCAGCUGAUUGAAAUAGUUUGUUAUGCAGUAGGAAUUAGAUUUAUUUUUAAACAUAAUACUUUUUGUACAGAAUAUUGUGAAAAAUAUGUUGACUGGCAUUUCUACAUUUAGUGCAUUCCUGUAAAGACAAGUUUGGACAGUAUUUUAGGCCACUGUAAAACAAAAUGUCUGUGUAAAUACAUGCAUUGCAGUUACAUG
Messenger RNA from Periophthalmus magnuspinnatus, 5022 nucleotides. RefSeq names its product Janus kinase 2a (gene jak2a). NCBI's taxonomy places the organism in Eukaryota, Metazoa, Chordata, Actinopteri, Gobiiformes, Gobiidae. Gene Ontology annotation, cellular component: membrane; cytosol; cytoskeleton. The coding region runs from base 340 to 3720 and encodes 1126 amino acids. Gene Ontology annotation, biological process: cytokine-mediated signaling pathway; cell differentiation; cell surface receptor signaling pathway via JAK-STAT. The transcript is spliced from 24 exons. The record is from RefSeq and is a predicted model, not a curated record. Gene Ontology annotation, molecular function: cytokine receptor binding; ATP binding; non-membrane spanning protein tyrosine kinase activity.